AUGGCAGCCGAGAAGACAGCCGCCUGGGAAAAGCAGAUCCAGCGCAACCCACACCCCGACUUCAAGCAAGUCGAGUCCUCGCGCCCGCCCUUCAACCCCUCCACAACCUUGACCUACACACAAACCCCGGACCCCAACUGGCAAUUCGGCUCCGGCGCCAACUCCACCACCACCCCAGCAGACCAAGAAAAGAAGCACAUCCCCAUCGACCCCUACGCCCCGAACCGCCCGGCAGGCUUCAACUACAAGCUCCUCAUCUCCGCCAUCGUCCCGCGGCCCAUCGCCUUCCUCUCCACGCGCUCCGCCGACGGCCUCACCACCAACCUCGCCCCCUUCAGCUACUUCCAAAUGAUCGGCCACGACCCGCCGCUCUUCACAAUCGGCUUCGCAUGCGCCCUCUCGGACGCAGACCGCGCCGCCAAGGACUCGCUGCGCAACCUCUCGGAGCGGCGCGAGUGCGUCAUCAACAUCAUCUCGGAACACUUUAUCGAGGCGGCAAACGCCACCAGUAUCAACGCUCCCUACGGCGUCAGCGAGUGGGACCUGAGCGGGCUGACGCCCAUCUACGACUGCGAGACGGUACCCGGGGUGGCGCGCGUAAAGGAGGCCGUGUUCGCAAUCGAGGGCAAGGUGGAGAGCCUGCGUGAGUUUGAGAGUCGGGCUACGCCGGGGAAAAUGUCGGCUACACUGGCUGUGAUUGAGGGGACACGGUUUUGGGCGAGGGAGGACGCGGUCAAUGAAGAGAGGAAUCUUAUUGAUCCGAAGGUGCUGAGGCCGAUUAGCAGGUUGGGAGGGAUCACGUACGGCAGGCUGACCGAGGGGCUGGAACUGCCGAGGCCGGAUUUUGAGAAGAACUUGGGAGGCAUGGAGGGCGCCAAAAAGUUGGAGAGCAAGCACGUGGCCAACUGA
Parathielavia appendiculata is the source of this 909-nucleotide messenger RNA. RefSeq lists its product as uncharacterized. The record is from RefSeq and is a predicted model, not a curated record. NCBI's taxonomy places the organism in Eukaryota, Fungi, Ascomycota, Sordariomycetes, Sordariales, Chaetomiaceae. Bases 1 to 909 code for a protein of 302 amino acids. The transcript has 2 exons. Gene Ontology annotation, molecular function: FMN binding.